Messenger RNA from Portunus trituberculatus (swimming crab), 872 nucleotides. RefSeq lists its product as uncharacterized. The transcript has 6 exons. The coding region runs from base 28 to 756 and encodes 242 amino acids. The record is from RefSeq and is a predicted model, not a curated record. Lineage: Eukaryota; Metazoa; Arthropoda; Malacostraca; Decapoda; Portunidae.
UCAGUAUCGAGGAAGGCAAGGUCGCGGAUGGGAGCAAUGCCUCGUUUUCUCUCGUCUCUUUGUCUUCUGUAUGUUGCGGCGCCUCCCUCCUUCGUCUUCGCCUUCGUCAGUCUUACCCCGAAGGAAGGGUGGGCGGAGCAGGACUGGUGGGCGUGGGAGGGCAUGGAGGAUGUCCUGCGGCAAAGUUCUGAGUCCAGGUGUUCAUCAGCGCUGCUCACUGACGCCCACACGCCCACACCGCAACUCCUGCAGUCCUCGGGGGGCCGCUCAGUGUUCGUGGCUGGAACAAGUUGUGAAGGGUCCAAUGAGACAAGUUCCUCUCACCUGCUGUCUCUCCUGCGUCAAGUUUACCAGAUCAGGAAGCGGUCUUGGUGCCUGACGGUGGUGGUGCUGGUGACCGCCACUUGCCAGCGUCUCCUCGCCCCGCUGGCUGAGGCGUGCAUGGCGACGAGACUGCUGGCGGGGGACACAAGACUCUUUCUGGUGCUACGAGACGUCCCUUACUCCAACUUGACCUCGCUUCUUGCCCCGCACUGGCCCUUCACUAUGGCCACCACCAUCGUUCUUAAUGUGAAGGGCGCUGCGCAGGAUACCAGGGCCACGUUGUUCCUUUAUCAGCCCUACACAAGCGUGGGGCCACGUCUUCUCAGGGUGGAGGAGAGGGAGAGAGGAAGACACCAGUACUUAAUUCCACCUUCAUCCACCGCCUCCAUCUCCUACAGGAUAAAUUCUCUGACUUCCAUGGCGCGGAGGUGAAGGUGACAGCCAGGCCCUUCCCACCAUACUGGUUGGAGGGGGAGGAGGAGAGAGGGGCUGCUGACGGCUAUCACGGCACAGAUUACCUCCUCCUGCAAGCUGUGGCCUCUGCUCUU